Molecule: messenger RNA, 2296 nt
Organism: Penicilliopsis zonata CBS 506.65
Lineage: Eukaryota; Fungi; Ascomycota; Eurotiomycetes; Eurotiales; Aspergillaceae
Exons: 3
Coding region: 379-1902 (507 amino acids)
Biological process (GO): intracellular iron ion homeostasis; intracellular copper ion homeostasis; positive regulation of transcription by RNA polymerase II
Cellular component (GO): nucleus
Molecular function (GO): RNA polymerase II cis-regulatory region sequence-specific DNA binding; DNA-binding transcription factor activity, RNA polymerase II-specific; copper ion binding
Source: RefSeq, a predicted model, not a curated record
GCGUGGAGUGCUACAGCCUGAACCGGGAACUCCGAAGUCGGGUAGGUCUGGAAUGCCGACUCAUACCCUUGCUUAUCAAUCGAGAGGCCCAGGAUGGUGUGAAGGUUACUGACAUGUUGUUACGUAUCUAGGGUUCAGAGCUGUGAUAGAUUUCUAUACUGUUCCUCUUUUCUCUCGACAGAGUCAUCCAAGACCACCGGCCGGCCGGACCGAUCCCUUCUAGGCGGGGUAGAAGUGAAGCGCGGAGGCAAUAGCCGAUCCCUAGGCCACUAUCCGAUCAGCGAAAACCCUUUCCCUAUCACACACACAUCCUUCUGUGAUUUCGUGAUUCAUAUUGAGAUACGGCGCUGGAAUUCGAAGUCAUUCUAAUCUGCGAUCAUGCCACUCGACGAAGAAGGAGCCAAAUGGUCCUGUGAACCAUGCAUUCGUGGUCAUCGUUCGUCGAAAUGUCAACAUUUUGACCGGAUGAUGAUGAAAGUCCCCAAGGCGGGUCGACCGCUGGCGAAAUGCCCUCACCCGAAAGGCAAUUGCAGCUGUCAAAAGCUGUAUGCCUUCAUGGUUCGCAUUCCCAAAGGUUCUACCUGCCUGUGUCGACCAGUGUACCAAGUGCCCUCAGGUAUGAGCGAAUCGGGCUUCUCGACGCCGUCAGCUUCUGCGGCGCCAGGGUCGUCACCGGCUCCAAGUGGCAGGAUUCAGAAGCCUUCUCGACGACAGAGUAAUCUUCAUGUUGCACCAGAGAAUAUUGAAAGAGCGUUGAAUUCCCUGCCCAAAGUCGACCGCCAUCUUAUCAAGAAUGAGUCAUUGAGUCAUAUUCCGGCGAACAACCAUUCCUCCCCCAAAGAGUACAGCGACACUAGUUCGCCCCGGAGUCCACCUGCGGUAUUCAAUUUGCAACGGAGUCUCCCCCCGGUUGAAGAGAAGGUUUCGGCCGCCGGUGGCUGCUGUUCCAACAAACCACAACCGCCAAAACUCAGUCCGAAGUCAGGAUCAUGCUGUGGACAGUCCAAAGCUAAGCCGGGAAUAAAACCCAGCGAGAGCACUAUACCGGCUCACUCUAAACCGAAUUCUACCAUAGACGUUGCGCGUGCCCCGCCUUCUUCGACCCACGCGACUGAUUACUCUUUAUGGCAAGGUAUCGGCUCUGCUGGGCAGGGACCGCACAAUCUCUCAUACGCACAACAAGUCAAUCCGUUUCAGUCGCCAGUGUACAUGAACGAAUACGGGUUGAGUCCAGCCCCUGCGUCUUUCUUGGGACCCCUCAGCUCCGAGUUCCGCCAGGCCGGUGGAAAUCAUAACCACGGCUAUAUCGAUUCCGUCCAACCAGGCCACUAUCAAGGUACCGAUAAUCAACCAAUACUUGAUGCAGAUACAAUACAUGACUGCAGUUGUGGGGAUGACUGCCAGUGUUUGGGAUGCGCCUCUCAUCCAUUCAACCACACAACCAGACAGCACGUCCAGGAAAUGGGCUUCAUAGUCACUCUUGAUGGCCAAGUAGAAGGGUCGCUAAGGUCAAAUGGCUUGCAGACAGUAUCAUCGCCAUUCCCUGGAGAAAAUUCUACCGCUGUGCUGAAUAAUUCUCUUCCACACUUCGACCAUAUCUUGAAUACAACACCCCUACCUGAUAACAUCGCGAUGUAUUCGGAACAUUUCCCAUCAUCGGGUUUCAACUCCAGCUUCCCUUCGCCUCCUGCGGAGUAUGCGUCCGGUCAGCAGAUGAUGGAACCCUCGGAAUACUACACUAUUGCAUAUCCCGUGGGACUUCCAAGCACUUGCUCUGAUGUGACUGGCAGCUGCCAGUGCGGAAAUGACUGCACCUGCCUCGGCUGCCUCACCCACAGUGGCCACAGUGGUUUAACUACGGAGGGUGGCUUCCCCGGUCAUACAUCAUUAAGCCAUUUAUAGGACAGAAUUCUGUUCUGCGGAGCAGUGAAGUGAUCCAGGGGUAGUUCGACCCCUCCAUCUGAUAUAUAUCAGUCUUUAUUCUUGAGACAGUUCCGGCGAUACAGCUAUAUAAGUGAACCGAUGAUUCAUUCUUCCAUUAGAAUGCAUUGAACAAGUCACACUUUUAUCUUAGAUCUCCUCUUUUCUAUACACAACUGACGAAUAUGAUACCCUUGUAUAGACAUGAGACCUACUUCCUGGCAACAAACCUUUGAUGUGUUUACUGUGACUAAAAUAAGAAAUUUCUCCAAUCUCAUUUCCAUCUCAUUUCCAUCCCAUACUAUUCCUAUACUCUUUCACUGUACAUGCACAUGGUCCUUUUCACUAAUCAAUGGCCUAUAAAAUCUGAUUUGAG